This is a messenger RNA of Prunus armeniaca (apricot), 918 nucleotides long. The record is from the annotation of a GenBank genome assembly. NCBI's taxonomy places the organism in Eukaryota, Viridiplantae, Streptophyta, Magnoliopsida, Rosales, Rosaceae.
AUGGCUGCUGUCACAAAGAGGGCAUGCAAUCCUAAUGAAGAGGAGAUUGAUCUAAGACGAGGGCCAUGGACACUUGAAGAAGACACUUUGCUUAUACAUUACAUUGCUAGUCACGGGGAAGGCCAUUGGAAUUCGUUAGCAAAAUGUGCAGGAUUGAAGAGGACUGGAAAAAGCUGCAGAUUGAGAUGGCUAAACUAUUUAAAACCUGACAUUAAGCGUGGCAACCUCACUCCACAAGAACAACUCAUGAUCCUUGAACUCCAUUCCAAGUGGGGUAACAGGUGGUCUAAAAUUGCACAGCAUUUGCCAGGAAGAACAGACAAUGAGAUAAAGAACUAUUGGAGAACAAGGGUCCAAAAACAAGCACGUCAGCUCAAUAUCGAGUCCAACAGCAAGAGGUUCCUUGACGCGGUUCGAUGUUUCUGGAUGCCAACGUUGCUUCAAAAGAUGGAGCAAUCUUCUUCUUCUUACUUGCCAACAACCUUGAGUUCUCAGAACUCUGCAUCUCCUUCUCUGUCACCUAAUUGCUCUGCUCCUUCUAUUUCGCUCUCAACUUCUCCACCAAGCAAGGUUUCACAAAUAUUUGAGCAUCCCAUUAAUGGAAAUUCCAGUUCUGUCAGAAGCCCAAGUAUCUUUUCCUCAGAUUCUUUGAUUUCCCAGCUGCCUCAAACUUCAGAACGCCUAACAAGUCCAACUCAUGCUUUUGACCACACCGUCUACAGCAGCAGCCCAGCUUUAAAUGACUGUUACUAUGUGGACACCAGCAGUGGCUAUGCCUAUGACAUGGAGGGUCUCAACCUGGACCCUGCUUCAGCAAUUUGCGAUUUUAACAAUCAACAGUUUGAUUGCCAGAUGACAGCAGGUGAUUGGAUGUUGGACAACAUGACUGACACUUUAUGGAACAUGGAGGGGAUGUGA